CCGCCCAGCAGCAGCAGCAGCAGCAGGAGGAUGGAGGCGCGCAGUGUCCCCGCGGGGUCGCCACUGCGCCUGGCGCUGCUGCUGCUGCUCACGCUGCUGCUGCUCACGCCGCCUGCUCACGCAUCCUGGUGGUUCAUCGGUGCCCUGGGCGCCCGCGUCAUCUGCGACAACAUCCCGGGCCUCGUGGGCAAGCAGCGGCAGAUCUGCCAGAAGCAGCCCGACGUGAUGCGUAGCCUGGCCGAGGGGGCCCUCGACUGGAUCCGCGAGUGCCAGCACCAGUUCCGGCACCACCGCUGGAACUGCAGCACGCUGGAGCGAGAUCACUCCGUGUUCGGCAGGGCCAUGCAGCGCAGUAGUCGAGAGGCGGCCUUCGUGUACGCCAUCUCGUCUGCGGGCGUGGUGCACGCCAUCACGCGCGCCUGCAGCCAGGGCGAGCUCACCUCGUGCUCGUGCGACCCGCGCAAGAAGGGCAAGUGGCGGGACGCGCGCGGCGAGUUCGACUGGGGCGGCUGCAGCGACAACGUGGCGUACGGCAUCCGCUUCGCCCGCGGCUUCGUCGACGCCAAGGAGAAGAAGGAGAAAGAUGCGCGGGCGCUCAUCAACCUGCACAACAACCGCUCGGGGCGCAAGGCGGUGAAGCGCUUCCUCAAGCCCGAGUGCAAGUGCCACGGGGUGAGCGGCUCCUGCACGCUGCGCACCUGUUGGCUCGCCAUGUCCGACUUCAGGCGGACGGGAGACUUCCUGCGGCGGAGGUACAACGCCGCCAUCCAGGUGGCGCUCAACCAGGACGGCACGGGCUUCCUCGUGGCCAACCGCAACUUCAAGAAGCCCACCAAGAGCGACCUCGUCUACUCCGACACGUCCCCCGACUACUGCCUGCUCGACCGCGAGGCUGGCUCGAUGGGGACGGCGGGCCGGGCGUGCAACAGGGCGUCGCGCGGCACGGACGGCUGCGAGGUGAUGUGCUGCGGCCGCGGCUACGACACGACGCGGAUCACGCGCACCGCCAAGUGCGAGUGCAAGUUCCACUGGUGCUGCUCGGUGCGCUGCAAGGAGUGCCAGGAGAGUCUGGACGUGCACACCUGCAAGGCGCCCAAGCAGGCCGACUGGCUGGACCAGACUUAGGGCGCCGGGGGCGCACGCCACGCCGGGCUGGGACGCGUCGAGCGGCGGCGGCGACGGCGUCAGGACGUGCGACGGGCUCCGAGGUUCUUCGUCGAUAUGAUGGCGGCGGUGGGUUCGGGACAGGGAGGUGUUGACGGAGCUGAUGGACCGUGUCGGGAUGGGAGGGUGGCAGCGCUGCCGGGGGCAUGCCCCGAAAUUGCGCGACGCUGAGAGAGAGAGAUGAGGAGGAUGAGGAGGAGGAAGAGGACGCGCGGGGAAGUGCCGCCACUUUUGAGCCGGGAAUGGCCCCUCCUCUCCACCCGUCCGGAAUCGCCGAUGGACACGACCGCGGGGGCUUGGCCCGGUCGUCGGCGCGUCGACGACUCCUGUGCAAGAAGUCACGGGGAGAGCGGCGGCGGCAGCGGCGGCGGCGGCUCUCGACGUCACCGCUGAACGUCGCCCGCGUCUCGUGCGGCGUUCGAGAGGCUCCGAACGACGAGCGGCGUCUUUCGUUUGUUGUUGUUGUUCUUGCUUUUCCUUUUGUGACCGUGAACUGAAAGUGCAAUUACGUCCAAAGUGACCCGACCCGCGCGGGACACACACACACAGAGAGAGAGACGCUGGGGUCGAGAUUUUGGAGCUGCCCUUCGCUCUUGUGGUGGUGUGAGAGUCUUCUCGGGGACACGAGUUUACUGGCGACUGUUUGGUGAUUGUCUCCCAGCCCCAUCCACCCGCCCGCCCCAUACUCCGCUCGCUGUUCGCCCGCAACCGGCGAGCGGCAGCGGUGUCUCCGUGAGCGGCCUUCCCUCUCGUACGCACGAGCAGUCUUCUUCACCGCAGGAUUCCCUCGUCGUUCGCGAGGCGAGGGUGGUGGCUACGUUCCGCGGACGCUCGCGAAUUUAGCUGCGUUUUUUGUUGUUGUUGUUGAGCGGAUGACGAUAUCGGGCCGCGGGAAAAAAAUUAUUUCUCUUAAAUGGAUACGUAAAUAAGCUAUUAGGUACACGAGAAUGAUCAUGACGACACAAACCAAUAACAAUCGGUGUUGAUAAACGUAAAGUAAAUAAAUGUUAAGUAUUAAAUAACAGUUUAUGAAUGAACUCAUCACAUUCUCUCUUUCUCACCACUUGAUCCCAUCACUCUCGACAACAGCAGUCGUGCAGAGAGUUCCAGACGCGAUUCGCGGGCAGCCAAUAUCGUGAAUAACGAGGGAAUACUGUGUACAUAUUUGCACAUAAAGCGCCUGCCAUAGCGUGCAUAUUCUUCGUAUAGCCGUAGCCUGCUUUCAGACUUAGUCGGAUAUGUAGUUGGCAUACAUUGUUACAUUAUCCAAUAAGUUAUUAAAUACUAUUAACUAUUUCUGAAUAGCUCUCCGAUGUGUAUGUUACCCACACACGGCAAGGUUUUCCUUUGAUAUAACAACUAUUAAUAAUGCAAUUUCUGUCAUUUAUAGCUGUAUACUGGCAUGGUAAAACGUUUCCAAUGUUGUAAGUAAAUUAUAUCUUUACGCGUGCGUGCGUGCAUGCGUGUGACUGUGUGUGCGUGUGACUGUGUGUGUGUGACUGUGUGUGUGUGUGUGACUGUGUGUGUGUGACUGUGACUGUGUGUGUGACUGUGUGUGUGUGCGUGCGCGUUAUUGCGUGUGGGGAGCGGUAACGCAGUGGUUAGCGCUACGCCGCGCUACGAACCCGGCGAACCCGAGUUCGAUUCCCGCUCACGGCCAACGCCGGUGACGAAUAUCAGAACCGGCCCUGGGCCUCCCCUAGGUCGACUCGACCUCAAAUGAGUACCUGGUGCGGUGUGUAGUAAACAUCGCCACCGGUGAGACAAAGGCGGUCGGGCGUGGUGCUGGCCACCCACCCCCUCGUGUGCCACAGUGCCGGGCCUUCACGGGUGCUCGCUAACAGCAUUUGCCCCAACAGUCUGUUAAGGCUACACGGGGGAUCUUUGUCUUUGCCUUUGUGUUGCUGCGUCAACGACUGCAAGUUGCUGGCGCGAUUGACGGUGCGCGAAACCGCGAAGCAGCCAAUGAAUUGUUGUCGAUAUCUGCCACAGUGUUCAUGUACAUAAGCGACGAGGUGGUUCUUCUAAUAUAAAUAACAGCAAAGCAUUUAAAACAAAUAUAAAGUAUUUAAUUAAUGUGUUUCCAAGGCAUGUUUCUUUUUUUGAUACUGACAAUGCGGGGUUCAAAGGUCGGACGCGUCAACGUGAGCUCACCCCCGAGUUGCCAAGCACGUGGGGUGUGGUGGGGGGGCCGGGCUGCCCCCCGCCCCGGUUGUUUUCACUCGGAUCGUUGUUUGAUCAAUAAAGUC
Lethenteron reissneri (Far Eastern brook lamprey) is the source of this 3413-nucleotide messenger RNA. Its product is annotated as protein Wnt-2b-like. Gene Ontology annotation, cellular component: extracellular region. Gene Ontology annotation, biological process: canonical Wnt signaling pathway; neuron differentiation; multicellular organism development. Lineage: Eukaryota; Metazoa; Chordata; Hyperoartia; Petromyzontiformes; Petromyzontidae. The record is from RefSeq and is a predicted model, not a curated record. Gene Ontology annotation, molecular function: cytokine activity; frizzled binding.